AUGGAAGAGAUGAGGAGGAGGGAUGUCAAAGAUUCAGGGGGGCAGUCCUUCCAGCUUCCCAGUGGCAGCUGGUCCCCAAGUCGGAAUGGGAAUAACACUGAGACUGCCCACACUGUGAACCUCACCUUCUCGUCCUACUACCAGCACUCGUCCCCAGUGGCAGCCAUGUUUAUUGUGGCCUACGUGCUUAUCUUCCUCCUCUGCAUGGUGGGCAAUGCCCUGGUCUGCCUCAUUGUGCUUAAGAACCGGCACAUGCGCACCGUCACCAACAUGUUCAUCCUCAACCUAGCUGUCAGUGACCUGCUGGUGGGCAUCUUCUGCAUGCCCACCACUCUCGUGGACAACCUCAUCACUGGGUGGCCCUUCGACAAUGCCACGUGCAAGAUGAGCGGCCUGGUGCAGGGCAUGUCCGUGUCCGCCUCUGUUUUCACGUUGGUGGCCAUCGCUGUGGAAAGGUUCCGCUGCAUAGUGCACCCUUUCCGGGAGAAGCUGACCCUGCGCAAGGCGCUGAUCACCAUCGCGGUGAUCUGGGCCCUGGCGCUGCUCAUCAUGUGCCCGUCGGCGGUCACGCUGACAGUCACGCGAGAGGAGCACCACUUUAUGGUGGACGCCCAGAACCGCUCCUACCCGCUCUACUCGUGCUGGGAAGCCUGGCCGGAGAAGGGCAUGCGCAAGGUCUACACUACCGUGCUCUUCUCGCACAUCUACCUGGCGCCCCUCGCGCUCAUCGUGGUCAUGUACGCCCGCAUCGUCCGCAAGCUCUGCAAGGCGGCUGGGCCGGCGCGCCCCGGCGAGGAGGUGGACAGCGGGCGCGUGGCCCAACGCAAGGCACGGGUGGUGCACAUGCUAGUCCUGGUGGCGCUAUUCUUCACGCUAUCCUGGCUGCCGCUCUGGGCGCUGCUGCUGCUCAUCGACUACGGACAGCUCGGGGAGCCGCAGCUGCACCUGGUCAGCGUCUAUGCCUUCCCCUUUGCCCAUUGGCUGGCCUUCUUCAACAGUAGUGCCAACCCCAUCAUCUAUGGCUACUUCAAUGAGAACUUUCGCCGCGGCUUCCAGGCCGCCUUUCGGGCUCAGCUCUGCCCACAGCAGCGGGGGAAUCACAAGGUGGCCUACUCCGGGCGGCCAGGAGGGCUCCUACGCAAACGGGUCUUCGUGGAGGUGCAGCCCAGCGACUUCGGCCUGCCCUCUGAGUCCGGCCCGAGCACUGGGGUGCCCCGGCCUGGCCGCUGGCUGCUGCGGAAUGGGCGUGUGGCCCACCAGGAGGAUCCUGGCUGCUCCCAUCUGCCCCUCACUACACCUGCCUGGGAUAUCCGAGGUGGUCCAGGGAGGGCAGGCCCCGGCCUGAGGGUCCUGACGGGAUGUGCACAUGAGAGCAGCCUGGUGUGGAGUUAG
Messenger RNA from Tupaia belangeri chinensis (Chinese tree shrew), 1392 nucleotides. RefSeq names its product neuropeptide FF receptor 1 (gene NPFFR1). The transcript is spliced from 4 exons. Gene Ontology annotation, molecular function: neuropeptide receptor activity; peptide binding. The record is from RefSeq and is a predicted model, not a curated record. Gene Ontology annotation, biological process: G protein-coupled receptor signaling pathway; cellular response to hormone stimulus. Gene Ontology annotation, cellular component: plasma membrane. NCBI's taxonomy places the organism in Eukaryota, Metazoa, Chordata, Mammalia, Scandentia, Tupaiidae. The coding region runs from base 1 to 1392 and encodes 463 amino acids.